AUGAAUCCAGAGUUGAAACGCUCUGCUCCUGAUGUCUCACGCUCGGCACUCCCUCGUUACCUUGGGCUAAAAUCCCUCGAGUGCAGAGAUGUUGAGGCCUCCGCUAUUCCUGACCUGCUCAACUUUAGGAAAGGAUGGAUAAUGCGGCAGGAUGCAUCUGGACAGUGGCAGAAACACUGGUGUGUCCUGACUGACCAAAUCCUGAGGUUCUACAAAGAUUCAAUAGCUGAGGAGGCAGCUGAUGUGGAGGGUGAGAUAAACUUGUCCACAUGUUUUGACAUCAAAGACUACCCAGCUCAGAAGAACUGUGGUUUUCAAAUUCAUACCAGAGAUGGCGUGUACACACUCUGUGCUAUGACCUCUGGGAUGAGACGCAACUGGGUCCAGGCAGUGUUGAAGAAUGUGAGGCCCAGUCCUCCACCUGACAUCACAAACUCCCUUUCAGAGCAGAAGAGUCAACAGAAAUCGCAGCAUACAGACUCACAGUCAGCUGAGGGUCUGGAGAAAGCUGAACGCUCAAACACCUUUUUUCAAGAGCACAAAACCAGUGUCAGAGGAUGUGCAGAGGAAACACAUCAGCAGCAGAAAAUGCAGGAGCCUAAACUGCAGCCAGAGACAGAGCAGAGUUCUGCUGAUGGAAGCUCUGCAACGUCCACAAUCUCCUCCUCUCAUCAGUCCUCCCCCGUCUCACCCUCCAUCUCCUCUGCUCCGACUCCCAUUAGUCGUCCACAGCAGGUAGAGGAGGGUGAAGGUGCUUCCUGUCUUCCUGUUGCAACCACACAGACUGGUGUGACAGAUGCAUCAUCAUGCGUAGAAGGAGCUGGAAAUGACAGCUCUACUUCCACAACAAUGCUGUCGAAUGUUGAGUGUUUCAAUGAAUUUUCAAAUACACAGAGUGAAACUGAGCAAACUAAAACCACACCUCAGAGCGAUAAUAUCACCUGUGAGUGCAACAAGGAGGCAGAAAAAUUGCACUGUGAGCAGCAAACUGGACAACUUGUCAAAGAGCUGGAACAAACACAGAGAGAACUAUCUCGACUCCAGCAGCUAAACAGGAAUCUGCAGGAUGAGCUCAAACAAGAGAGAGAAAGUCAUUCAUGGGAAACGGUUCAUCCACAGAAUGAUCCUCCCUCAAACUCAUGUUCGGACCAUGCAUUGGCUUUACAGCGUCUGCAGAAGAUAAACCAAGACCUCCGCUUUGAGCUGGAGGCUCAAAAGAGGGGCCAGGAGGAAGCCAGGGAAGUUGAACUACGGCGAAGAGUAGAUCUCCUGGCUCAACAAGCACAGUUGCUGGUCACGGGUGAUGCCACAGCACUCGCACAAGCCCAUCUAGAGCAAGACCGUCGGUGGUUUCAUGAGCAGCAGAUAGAGUGGGAGCGCUGCAUGGCCUCUCUGAAGUCCCAGCUGAGUGCCAGCGAGGAGCAGAGGAGGGAGGCCGCGUCACGGUUCACACAGCUGCAGCAGGAGUUGCAGAGUUACCACAGUCUCCAACAGGAGGCUGAUCGCUUACACAAACACCUCCAAGAGGUCACAACUCAACUUCAUGCUAAUGAGGAAGCGCAGGCUCAAAAAGAGGCUCGUCUGCAGAAGCACCUCACGCUCCUUCAAGAAAGUCAGGACAGAGAACGGAAGAGCUUGGCUGCCAGCCUGGCACAGGCAGAGCAACACUCACAAGACCUUCAGCAGAGACUGGAUCGGGCUGAACAGCAGGUGGAGAGCCUAAAUAAGACCCAGGCCUGGACCAGAGAUAUUGAGGAAGCUCAACGGCAGCUUCAAGAGGAGCUGGCGUGCACAAUAUCUGCUGUGGAAAAACUUCAAGAGGAAAGAGAGCAGCUUGACCGUCGCUGUCAGGAGCUGCAGAACCAGUUAUGUGAGGCAGAUGGGGAGGUGAACAGGCUGCAAAGUCGUUUGAAAACAGAUGAGACACACUAUUACAAUCUCGAGCACUCAUAUGAGAGAGUUAGUGAGGAACUGCAGGUGGCCUUAGGGAAGGUGCAGCAAAUGGAGACUGAAACACAGGACAUGCGAGAAGGCUACGAGAGACUCCUGGACAGGAAGGAGCAAGAGCUGAUUGAGGUUUUGCUGAAGAUGGAAGUCUUAGGUAACAGUUUGGAGGAGACAGAAGUGAGGCUGAACAACGUAUUGAGAAGUUGCAUCUGUGCAUCUUCUAAGCUGAGGGAUGGAUCCUCAGGGCCAAAGGCAGGAGACCAAUUGUCUAACAGCUCAAAUGCAGUUGAACAUGCAGGAGAUGACCCAGAAAGAUUUAUGUCUGUGAUCCAUACGCUUGAAACAAAGCUUUAUGCAACAGAAGAGAAGCUAAGGGAUAUCAUGCAAAGACUGGAGGAGCACCAUAGCCACAUCAGCUGCCAGGACCCCCACCUUUGCUCCCAGCUCACUCGGAGCAGAGCCACUGCUCAGCACCUCAGUCUGAUGCUUCACAGUCAGGCCAAGCAGAGCCAGCACUUUGCCCAGGAGACAGAGAACCGCUGCAGGAUGUUGGUCGGUAGGUUUCAGGUCGCACUGAAUAUCGUGCAAGCCUGCAGAGAGAGGCUGCAAGCUAAGCCCAUUAAUAUUACAGACUUUGAGAGGCAACUGGCCACCGUUGCUGCGUGCCUUCAGCAAGGAGAGAAAGAUGCAGAGAAACAGCAGCGUGAAUCACACAACGCCAGCAAAGGAGAGAACAAGAUCCUCAACGAUGAGGUAUUAGCUGGAGCUGAGAGCAACACUAGUGCUGAGAGUAAACUCACUAAUACUGUACACUCAGAGGACAACAUUGGAAGUGUUGGGAGGUGUUUAAUGAGGGAAGUAUUUGUUGUAGAAAAAAUGGUGUCUGUCCUUCAGAGUCAACCUGGGCAACUGUUCUUAGCACCAAGAGAGGAUGAGGGGGGUUUGGCACACAGGUACAAGAGCAUAAUCUCCCAAAGAAUAGCCUUAAAAACAGAAAAAAGGACUCAGUCUGGAAGAGCAGAAUGUGAUAACAAUGGGUCUUUAGAGAGUGUCAUCAGUAGAGUCUGUGCUGAAGCAGAGCUUAUUUAUAGGGCCUUAAAGUUUCAGCAGCAGUAUGAGAGCAUGACUCAAGUAAAUAAUCAGGACAUGGAGGAUCAAAGGAAGAGUUUGGCAGACAUCAACCCCCCAGAGUUGGCUCCUUAUAAGGAGCAGGUGGGACAGGGCAGAAGUUUAGAGGGAGCUGCAAAACCAGUUGAAAAGGAUGAAUCUGAAGUCCAAAAGGUCGAGGCAGAGAAGGCACCAGAGUGGUUAGAGAGACUUGUAUCCCGGCUGCAAAAAAGGGCUGAAUUCUUACGCCAACUCUGCCAAGAGAUUUCUAAUGACAAUGGAGCAGAGUUCAGUGUGGAUGAUAACUGGGAAAAUGCCUCUGCAGCUGAUUUAAACUGGAUGCAGGAGCAGGCAAAGUUCAUUUAUUUGUCAGACAGGCUGCACUCGGAUUUACAGCAGCAGCAAAGCGAGGUGUUAAAGGACAAACUGCAAGCUUUGUGCAAAGAGCAGGAUAUCACUUUGAAGGAUGAGCAGGCGGCUUUCAAUCAUACUUUAUGUCAGCUUCAGGAGGACAACAGUGCUUUAAGAGAGGAGCUGGAGUGUGCUGAGCAAAAGAUAAUAUCUGCAGAGACUGGAAACCAGAGACUCCUGGAAGACAUAAGGAAAAUCGAGGAUUAUCAUGAGGAGCGGAUAAAAAAACUGGAGACAGAGUUUCAGGAGAAGAUAAGGGAGCUACAACAGAUACAUGAAGAAGAGAUGAAACACUUGCAUGGUUACUAUACCAAGUCUUCCAAAGAGAAACAGAGCAAAACCCACACAGAGGCAUCUGCUUUCAGUGAUCAUACCUCCUCCCUACCAGACCAGACUGUGAUGGAGAGGAAAACAAUGCUGGAAGGUAGAGCAGUAGCCAUGAGAGGGGAAUACCAGAAAGAUCUAGAAAAACUUGAGGUAUCCUGUGAUCAGAGUUUCACUGCUAUGGAGGAAAUGCACAGGCAGCUGAUAGGUGACUUACAACAGCAGCAUCAGACAGAGGUGGCAACACUGCUGAAGGAGAAAGACAAGCUGCUGCAGGAAGAGACAGCUGCCACAGUGGCAGCCAUUGUAGCGAUGAGGAGAGCCCAUAAACAGGAGCUAGAGAAAAGCCGACAGUCUCAGCACAUCAAGGAGAGCGCUGACAUCACAAAACUGCAAAUCGAAUAUGAGAAGGAGCUCCAGUUGAUGCAUAAGGAGCUCGAGGCGUUGUCGGUGCAGCACACUCAAAAAUGCCUGGAAAACUCUCAGCUGAGCCAGGAGCUGCACGAUGAGAGGCAGUCCUUGAUGCAGUACCAAAAAGAAAACCAGGAGCUCAAAAACAAGCAGAGAGAAACAGAUGAGAUGUCUCAGCUACAUUUCUCACUAAAUGGGAAACAGUCGCAUGUUGCUCCUCAAGUGAACGACUUCUAUGAGAUGGAGGUGAUUCUACGGGCGAGGGAGGCCGAAAUGCAGUUUCUCAGGCAGGAAGCUCGUUCUCUCAGAGAGGAUCUGAAGAUUGCUCGAAUGGACAAAAUAUACGCCCAGAACAAGCUCAAGGCUCUCUAUGCGAACAGCCAGGAUGAACCCCAUCAUGAUCUCAACAAACUCUGUGAAGAUGUCAAGUUUGCCACUUGGUCUCCAGGCAGAGAUGCCUCAGGGCCGAGCCUCAAAGACAGUGUGACAAACACGGGUAAUGCGGCUUUUCUGAAGAAAACAGAGAAAUCAUCCCUCACACAUCAGAUCAGAGGAGUGAGAUCAAAGAGUUUAAAAGAAGGCCUCUCUAUCCAGGAAAGAAUGAAGCUUUUUGAGUCAUUCUAAUCCAAACAAGAUGAGAAGAAUUUCAGAGUAAAACUGCUGUUAAACGGAAGAUGUAUCUCUUCUUUGUUGUUACGACCCAUGUGUUAUAUUUUAUGUAAUUAUUUUUUACCUUGUAAAAAGUUGGUUUGUUGUUGACAUGCUAUGUACUUUGGAAUGUGUGUGAGAGGUAGAAAUGAGCGUCAGUAUACCACUAGAGGGAGCAACAAGCACUGGCUUUUCUAGAUAAACAUUUCUAAAAGUUAACUGUUAUUCAUUACACAGCAAUUACAAAAAUAAAUUAUAUUUAUAUUUUGUUCCUCAGUACAAUGUACAGUUUAACUUAUAGACAUAUUAUCUGUGUUUUCAUUAAAAUGACUCUGUGUUGCAUCAGUUGUAUAAAAACUGUCAUUAACAUGUUGUACCACUAGAUGUAGCAUAAUACAACAUAUGCUCUCACAUCAGAGGUGAUGUUGGUGAACCUGUAUCUGUUCUUUUGUUGUUUUAUGACCAAAAAUAUUUCAGCUGCAUAAUGAAGUAAUAGCAAGAACUUUAGGAAGGCCACUCUUUUUAUCGAUAUAU
This is a messenger RNA of Epinephelus fuscoguttatus (brown-marbled grouper), 5382 nucleotides long. Its product is annotated as myosin heavy chain, muscle-like. Gene Ontology annotation, molecular function: actin filament binding. Lineage: Eukaryota; Metazoa; Chordata; Actinopteri; Perciformes; Serranidae. Gene Ontology annotation, cellular component: actin cytoskeleton. The transcript is spliced from 18 exons. The record is from RefSeq and is a predicted model, not a curated record. Bases 1 to 4824 code for a protein of 1607 amino acids. Gene Ontology annotation, biological process: actin filament organization.